UCAUCGAAGUAGGAGACGUCGCUUCUCUCGCUGCUCGCGUAUGGUUUAAAAUAAAAUGGUAACAAAUCCCAGGAUUUAGCAGUCCACUGUGGCGGUUUCAGUGAAACAAUACCGUUUAAAAUAGAGAAUAAUUUCGCGCCUCCGGUGUUACUCGAGUUCAAAUUUUAUGAAAACUUAUUUCAGGCUAUAUCGCCGUGUAUUUUAAUGAUAAAAAUAACUGGCAAAGAACUUCGCCGGUGUCAACUGAAAAAACAAUUUUCGCGCCAAGUUCAUUUUUAUUCAGUGUCAUAAGAGCUCGGAACGUUGAAAUUUUGUGAAGAAAUUCUCAUAAUUAGUCGAGUAAGUGUUUGCGUUGCUAAUUUACUUCGGUAUAGUUUUAGAUUAUCUGUUGUCAAUUUUAAUUAAGUUAUUAUUUAUACAAAGUGGAAUUGAAAAAUGCCACCAGUCGACACAACAGCAUUGAAAGAAGCCAAAUUACCCGUUAUUUGGAUUUUAGGUGGUCCUGGUAGCGGAAAAGGAACAUUAUGCGAAAAAAUAGUAGCUAAAUACGGAUUCACCCACGUUUCGACGGGUGAUUUAUUACGUGAUGAAGUACAAUCAGGAUCUGAUCGUGGUAAAGAGGCAGCUCAAAUCAUGAAAGAAGGUGGUCUUGUGCCUACAGAAUUCGUUUUAACAUUAUUAGCUGAAAAAUUAUUGAAAGAGUUACCAAGCUCGAAAGGAUUCCUAAUUGAUGGAUACCCAAGAGAGAAAGCCCAAGGAGAACUUUUCGAAAAAAAUAUUGCCCCAGCGGAUGUAAUCGUUUAUUUAGAAGCUGACGAUAAAAUCAUGAUCGAACGACUUCUCGGAAGAGCAAAAACAUCGGGUCGUUCUGACGAUAACGAAGAAACAAUUAAAAAGAGACUCGACACUUUCCACGCCAAUAAUGAUCCUAUUAUCGAAACAUUCGCCAGUAAAACCAAAAAAAUAAACGCCAUCCAAACACCUGAAGCAGUUUUUGCCGAAGCUGAAAAAAUCAUCGAUGAAAUUUUAUCGACAAAGUAAUAGAACCAGUCUAGGAGUUUUGCAAUCGCAAUAUUAUUUAUUAAAGAAAAACAAAAACAAAUGUUACCAUUUUAUUCACCUCAUCGCGCUUUUCUGUUUAAUUGUUAUUUUGUUUUGAAUUGUUGUGUUUUAUGUGCUUAUAAAUGUUGUACCUAAUUGUAUUGUUUAAUAUUGAACAAAAAAUUGAUCGAAAGUAAUUAAUUAAUUUUUGAAAAAGUAUUGAUCUUUUAAAUCUUAAUUCUUAUAAAAUAUUUAAGAAAUGAAUAGGUGCCUAUUUUUUUUUGAAAAAAUACUACAUUUAGCUGUGAUAUGUCUGCAAAAAAAACUGCAUACCAAUUUUCUCGUCAAAGUAUUAAAUUAAUUACACUUAAAAUUGUAAAAUAAAUUACAUACGCUUAUCGCUUUAAAAAUAAAUAAAAUUCAAACUUCGUA
Molecule: messenger RNA, 1473 nt
Organism: Planococcus citri (citrus mealybug)
Lineage: Eukaryota; Metazoa; Arthropoda; Insecta; Hemiptera; Pseudococcidae
Product: adenylate kinase isoenzyme 1-like
Exons: 6
Coding region: 436-1041 (201 amino acids)
Biological process (GO): nucleobase-containing compound metabolic process
Cellular component (GO): cytoplasm
Molecular function (GO): ATP binding; AMP kinase activity; nucleoside diphosphate kinase activity
Source: RefSeq, a predicted model, not a curated record